This is a messenger RNA of Plenodomus lingam JN3, 1254 nucleotides long. RefSeq lists its product as uncharacterized. The record is from RefSeq and is a predicted model, not a curated record. NCBI's taxonomy places the organism in Eukaryota, Fungi, Ascomycota, Dothideomycetes, Pleosporales, Leptosphaeriaceae. Gene Ontology annotation, molecular function: FAD binding.
AUGGCGACUACCUACCUGCCCCAACACCAAGCAACACCUCUACUUCCCAGGAUAAAAACAACAAUGUCAAACCCUCUCAAGCCGCCCGUCUUCACAAAGCCCAUACCCAUCAUCGGUGCUGGCAUUGCCGGCCUAACAAUCGCCCGCUGCCUCCUCCAAUCCGGCAUUCGCACGACGCUGUAUGAGAAAGCAUCGGGCGCCCCCCGACAUAAUUACGGCAUCACGCUAUAUGCAUCUUCUUACCGGCCCCUUCUCUCCUACCUCGGUGUCCCAGAGCUCGACUUCAAAUCCUGCGUCGCCGUUGACGCAGAUGCAGGAGGCACAGGACGAACGAGCCACGUGACCAGCGACGAGGAAUCCCCCGUGCACACAAUCGAGUAUUUUCGAGCCAACCGCGCGAGACUGGAACGAUGGUUAGGCGAAGGAUUGGAUAUACGGUAUUCGUCCGCCAUAACAAACGUGGAAGCCACAGACCAGACCGGACCUAUUUUCCAUCUUGCAAACGGGGAGGUUCUGCAACCAGACUUUGUCAUUGCGGCAGAUGGUGUGCACUCGAGCAUCCGCAGAGCUUUUGUGCCGACGACGCAGCUCGAGGUGCUGCCUCUGGUUGCCUUUAACGGAAAGCGAAGAGUGGAUGCGCAGACGUUUGAAGACGUGUUCGCCGCCGCUUUUCAAAGGGAUACAGUGCUCCAUGCUAGACACGGCGAUUCGCUUCUCACCCUCAGUCUCAACGACAAGCGCAAAGACGACAUCAGUCUCAGCUGGACAUUUUCCCGUCCACCGCGCAGCACCACCACCACCGACUCUCUACACCACCCCACCCGCUCCACCACCGACGCACACACCAUCCCCCCCGAACUCUUCUCCGAACUCGCCACACUAAAACCACACCUCCCCUCCCCCUUCCCCCACCUCCUCAACCCCGAGCAUCUCCGCAAUGACCGAAUUCUACACUGGCUCAUGCGCCGCUCCCUCAUCCCCCUACCCUCCCUACACACCCUCCUGCACCGCACCAACAUCCUCUUACUCGGCGACGCCGCGCACACCGAGCCGAUUAUCGGGGGCAACGGCGCUAAUGCCGCGGUUCUGGAUGGUGUGGUGUUUGCGCGUGAGAUUGCAGAAAGGGGAGUGGGUGAUGGGGCGGCGGCGGCGUACGAGAUCAGGUAUGGGCAGUGGGAGAGUGCGUAUGCGCGGUGGGAGGGUGGGUUGGGGAGGAAGUAUGGGGUUGGGGUGCGGGAGGGGGUUAAUUUGUAG